AAUACAGCAUUGCUGGAUCAAGUCGGCACUCUUCAAAGAAAACACUGAACCAAAGACAACCUCAUUGCAAAAGCCUCAGAAAAACAACAGUGAGCUUACAGUUCUUCUGAAGAAAAAAAGACUACAUCUACUUCUGCACUUCUACUACAUUAACUCUAAAGAUGUCCAGAUUGGUGCUCUUUGUUCUGGUUGUGAUGUUGCAAGUGUGUUUGACAUCAUCCAACCCACUGCCUUCUACUGCUCCAGACAAUGCUGGACUUCUUGAAAGAGCACAGCAGGUGUACAGGGAUACAAAGACUAAAGUUCUAAAUGUUGGCAGCACAGUGGCUGGUUUUGCUGGCAUGUACUAUGAGGAACAUCUCAAACCUGUAGCUGACUCUUACAUGGAGUGGGCUAAAGACGGUGCAAGUUCCCUUUGGGAGAGACUGAAAAGCAAAGUGCCCACCUUCAGAUCUACCCAAGAUAAAUAAGCAGAACAGGCCUUCAAGGACGAUCAAACCUCAUAUAAGUUUUAAGUAUACUGAUAUUGUGGAAUUAAAAAACUGAAUUAAACCUCCAAUGUAGUCAUUCCAUUGCAAUAAUGCAAACAUUACUUAACGUAAAAAGAGAAAGUGCAACUAAACUGUGCAACGAGAAAGAAGAAGAAAGAAGAAUGUUUCCUUUUUACACCAAACUAAUAAACAUGCUGGAUAAUAUCACAGAACAAA
Messenger RNA from Megalobrama amblycephala (Wuchang bream), 707 nucleotides. RefSeq names its product apolipoprotein C-IV (gene apoc4). Bases 162 to 470 code for a protein of 102 amino acids. Lineage: Eukaryota; Metazoa; Chordata; Actinopteri; Cypriniformes; Xenocyprididae. The transcript has 4 exons. The record is from RefSeq and is a predicted model, not a curated record.